Nicotiana tabacum (common tobacco) is the source of this 1056-nucleotide messenger RNA. RefSeq names its product ADP-ribosylation factor-like protein 8c. The record is from RefSeq and is a predicted model, not a curated record. Gene Ontology annotation, molecular function: GTP binding; GTPase activity. Gene Ontology annotation, biological process: protein transport. NCBI's taxonomy places the organism in Eukaryota, Viridiplantae, Streptophyta, Magnoliopsida, Solanales, Solanaceae.
AAACAACCCAAAAAAAGAUAAAGAAAAAUUAGACCUUUCCUUUUCCUGCCCAAAUUUGGAUUCUUUGCUAAGUUUAUUAUCACAACAUCAUCAAAACCUGACAAGCUAACAGUUUUUUUGCUAACUACUAAGUACGUAAAUAUUACCAAUAGAUUCUGUCCUUUUCUCAGUUGGCGAAGUUUCCUAUUGUUUCUUUUCCCUUUGUCACCUCCUGCUCAAGAACUCAACUGCAACUACAAAAAAUUCCUUUAAACUGUCCACAAUAUAAUCAAAGUUGGCUUCUUUUAGCAAUUCAGAAUAUGGGUCUUUGGGAUUCUUUCCUCAACUGGCUUAGAAGCUUUUUCUUUAAACAGGAAAUGGAACUUUCCCUUGUAGGCCUUCAAAAUGCAGGGAAGACAUCUCUCGUCAAUGUCAUCGCCACUGGCGGCUACAGCGAGGACAUGAUCCCAACGGUUGGGUUUAAUAUGCGUAAAGUUACAAAAGGAAAUGUGACUAUUAAACUCUGGGACCUUGGAGGCCAAAGGAGAUUUCGUACGAUGUGGGAACGCUAUUGUCGGGGUGUUUCUGCAAUACUGUAUGUUGUAGACGCUGCUGAUAGAGAUAGUAUUCCUAUAUCUCGAACAGAACUACAUGAGCUUUUCAAAAAACCUUCUUUAAACGGAAUUCCCUUGCUGGUGCUCGGAAACAAAGUGGAUAAAUCAGAAGCUCUUUCAAAGCAGGCGUUAGUGGAUCAACUAGGUCUUAAUUCAAUCACGGAUAGAGAAGUCUGCUGCUACAUGAUCUCAUGUAAAGAGUCUGUAAAUAUAGAUACCGUUAUUGAUUGGCUUAUUAAGCACUCAAAGACAGCAAAAUGAUGCAAGCUUCCGGUUUGCUGUAUGAAUCUCAUGUAGGAGUUAGCAAUGCGGAAAAUUGAGCUUAGUUUAUGAGAGUUCUUAAAAAACUUAUUAUUUGAUUUAUGCUUUGUACAUAAAGAUUUGUUCUAUCUUGCUUCAUGAAUCUUACUGUUGCAUGAAUAGAAGCAGAAAGUAUGAGAGGUAUAUACUUGCUCCCAAAACA